Molecule: messenger RNA, 804 nt
Organism: Merops nubicus (carmine bee-eater)
Lineage: Eukaryota; Metazoa; Chordata; Aves; Coraciiformes; Meropidae
Gene: NT5C1A
Product: 5'-nucleotidase, cytosolic IA
Exons: 5
Biological process (GO): adenosine metabolic process; nucleotide metabolic process
Cellular component (GO): cytoplasm; cytosol
Molecular function (GO): nucleotide binding; 5'-nucleotidase activity; magnesium ion binding
Source: RefSeq, a predicted model, not a curated record
CCCAAGCCUGAGAACGCCAUCACCAUCGCCGUGUCCUCGCGGGCGCUGUUCCGCAUGGAGGAGGAGCAGAAGAUUUACAACGAGCAGGGGGUGGAGGCCUAUGUGAAAUACCAGCUGGACCACGAGAAUGAGCCCUUCCUCCCUGGGGCUGCCUUCCCCUUUGUCAAGGCGCUGGAGGCGGUGAACACGCAGCUGCGCAGGCUGUACCCCGACAGCGAGGAGCUCUUCGACAUCGUCCUCAUGACCAACAACCACGCCCAGGUCGGGGUCCGCCUGAUCAACAGCAUCAACCACUACGGUCUGUUCAUCGAGAGGUUCUGCAUGACUGGAGGGAACAGCCCCAUCUGUUACCUCAAGGCCUAUCACACCAACCUCUACCUCUCCUCCGACGCCGAGAAAGUGAGUGGGGCCAUUGAAGAGGGGAUCGCUGCAGCCACCAUCUUCAGCCCCAGCAAAGACCUGGAGGUGUCUGAGGACCAGCUGCGGGUGGCGUUUGACGGUGACGCCGUGCUCUUCUCUGACGAGUCGGAGCAGAUCGUGAAGGCUCACGGCUUGGACAAGUUCUUUGAGCACGAGCAGGCUCAUGAGAACAAGCCUCUGGCACAGGGUCCCCUGAAGGGCUUCCUGGAGGCCCUGGGGAAGCUGCAGAAGAAGUUCUAUUCCAAGGGGCUGAGGAUGGAGUGUCCCAUUCGCACCUACCUGGUCACGGCCAGGAGCGCGGCCAGCUCGGGAGCCCGGGCCCUAAAGACUCUGCGCAGCUGGGGCCUGGAGACAGACGAGGCUUUGUUCCUGGCCGGGGCUCCC